Fusarium coffeatum is the source of this 921-nucleotide messenger RNA. RefSeq lists its product as uncharacterized. Lineage: Eukaryota; Fungi; Ascomycota; Sordariomycetes; Hypocreales; Nectriaceae. The transcript has a single exon. Bases 1 to 921 code for a protein of 306 amino acids. The record is from RefSeq and is a predicted model, not a curated record.
AUGUCUGAUGAAGAUGACCGAAACGCAGACUGGCCGACGAUCGCGCGAUCGAUAUACUGGGAUAGCCGGUUUGGAACCGACCCAGAUCUCCCGACUAUCGCUGAGGCCAAGCCGGAGGAGAUCAGCAAGGUCUGCUCGCGGGAUAAGGGCAGGUGUAUGGUAACACAGUCUCCAGAAGUCAAGUACUUCUGGUUCUUCCCAUUUACAUGGAACAACAGCCCGCCAAACAACAAUGCAACGGGCAACCUUGAGGGCGCAAGCGUGGACUUGGCCGACGUCGACAUGUUAGAUGGCGGCCUCCUCAUUGCGGCCGAGAUUGGCAAGACUCACAAGUCAUGGAACAUCAUGUGUAUCGACAGAGUUCUGUACGACUUCGUCGUACGCGGUUGGGGUGGGUUCAGGUUCGAAGAGGCCGGCCGACCUAACGAUAAAGGCGUUGUCAAAGUGAAACUGAGGUUUUACUGGAUGCCCCAGAUGACCGGACGCUUCAACCGAGAAAGUACCAACGACAAGGAGAUGAUGGAUAUCGCGAACGAGUUUAACGCUUUUGUUCGCGCAGGCUGUCCCGCACCACCUACCUACCCCAAGGGUGCGGACUUUAAAGUACCUAAGUCCGGACAACUUUUUGCCGUGGAGAGGGAUGCGAGUGAUGUGGAAAGGUUUACGUCUGUGGUUAAGAUACACUGGGCAUGUGUGGUUUAUACAGCUCUUUGCGGUGGCGCCGGUCGCCCUCAGUUUAUGACUGGUAUGGAUCAGAGCUACGGGCAUCUAGAACCUAGGGAUGAGCAAUUUGCACAACAGAAGGCCGAGCUAGAGGAGAAGAAUUUGGUUGCCCAGAUGGCGUGGAAGAAAUACUACCAGCCAUCCGACGAUUCGGGACAUGGCGGCAGUGAUCCCAGAUCUUCAGGCGACACCCUCUAG